UGAAAACCUUAUUAUUGUCCCUACGACGCACGUGUCCGUCAACUAAGCAUUUGGGCAACCUACUCCAAGGUGUCUCUCCGGAGCAAUACAUCUUUCUAGGAAGGUCACCAAUGUUAUUCAAGUAAGUCCGCAUUGAUGUAUUGUUGCUUGGUGAGGCUUCUGCGGCCGUUCGAGGUGUAUAUAAGAUACGAGGUCCCCACCUGAUCUUCAUUGCCUUUGUGAAAGUAUCUUUCCAGCAAGCGUCCUCUAGAGAAGGUGCUCUCCUCUUAUACAUAUCGAAUAAAUCAGAUUGUAGUCUUAAGAUUUAAUCCCCGGUUUCAACCAUGAGGCUUUCACUUUCUCUUCUCUUUGUCACGCUGGUGACCUCUUCGGUUGCUAGCCCCUUAGUAUUAGAUUAUUCCGAAAGCACCAUUCAGAAACUUAAAGGCCGUCGGUCUGCAGCUAUUAAAGCGAAUACGCAAAAGCGACAAUCAGCUGGAACUACGGAGAAUGAGUUUCUUGAGGGUGGAUGCCGGGAUGUCAUAUUCAUCUUCGCCCGUGGCAGCACUCAGGAUGGUAAUAUUGGAGGCGACCCAGGUCCGCAAACUAUAGAUCAACUCAAAGCUGCAUUGGGUACAAAUGCUAUAGCAGCUCAGGGGGUCGACUACCCAGCACUGUUAAUCGACAAUCUGAGAAUAGGGGGUUGCGACCCCGAGGAUGCUGACAAUAUGCGAGCGUUGAUAACGCAAGCGGCAACUCAGUGUCCGUCGUCGAAACUAGUAGUCUCGGGUUAUAGCCAAGGGGCUGCACUUGUUCACCGAUCGAUCGAAUCUGCAUCAACUUCUGUUAAGAAUCGGAUCUACGCGGCGGUGACUUAUGGCGACACCCAGAAAGCGCAGGAUGGUGGGAAAAUCCCAAAUUUCGACGCGAGCAAGACCUUAAUCCUAUGUCACGACGGUGACGAAGUUUGUAAAGGUACAUUAAUUAUAACCGACGCUCAUCAUGAGUACCACGAUCUUGCCCCCGAUGCAGUGGAUUUCAUUGUUAGCAAGGUUUAGCGAUGUCGACUUUAUUUCAUUUUGGUUAAAAAUUUAAUUCGUAUAGUGAUCGAUGCAGAUGAGCCUUGAUUAAAUCUGCCUGAGUGGGCACGCCCUCUAGUGCGUAGGUAUGUAUAUAGGUACAAUACGAUCAGAGGAUUGGAGUGGAGAUGUAAUGAGGGCAUUGUAGGAAGCUUAAAUCCAUACAUAAUAGAGAUCCAUACCUUUACACGUCGAUUCUCGUGG
Daldinia decipiens is the source of this 1262-nucleotide messenger RNA. RefSeq names its product carbohydrate esterase family 5 protein. NCBI's taxonomy places the organism in Eukaryota, Fungi, Ascomycota, Sordariomycetes, Xylariales, Hypoxylaceae. Gene Ontology annotation, molecular function: cutinase activity. The coding region runs from base 324 to 1037 and encodes 237 amino acids. Gene Ontology annotation, biological process: carbohydrate catabolic process. The record is from RefSeq and is a predicted model, not a curated record. The transcript has 3 exons. Gene Ontology annotation, cellular component: extracellular region.